Messenger RNA from Lingula anatina, 2959 nucleotides. RefSeq lists its product as uncharacterized. The record is from RefSeq and is a predicted model, not a curated record. NCBI's taxonomy places the organism in Eukaryota, Metazoa, Brachiopoda, Lingulata, Lingulida, Lingulidae.
AUAACACUGUUUGUGGAGCACCACAGCCUGGGAGAUGCGAUAAGAGCAAUGGCGACCGACUGGGCUAACUUCAAUACAAAUCCAAUGAAAUCCGGGAUGAUUGUUGUACAUCCAAUCUCCGAAUCAAGUGCAAUAUCUUCGUCAGAUACUCAAGACCCGCAGGAUGUGACAGCAGACGACUCAACCGCAGUGAAUGAUGAAGACGACGAAGAUGCAUUCAUAUCUGUUGAUAGUCCCGUCGAUGCCUCAGAGAUGCUGUUUCUGUACAACCCCACGCCAGGAGGUUUAUCUGGGGUAGAAAGUGAUGCCAGUUCACUGCCACCACAACAAACAAAAAAGAAGAAAACUACACCUCAAUCUGGUACCAGAAAGAGUGAACGUAGUCGUCGCCAGAAGAGAUCCUAUUCUCCUGCUCCUGGAGGUUCAAAUAGCAAGGGAACUGGCAAACGGAAAAAGAAGAGUGGUGGCAGAAAACAAGAUACUCCCAGAAAGGUUAUACAAGUUAGGGCCUAUGAUAAAGCUCCUGAUGGUAAGCCAUUUAGCUGUGAUAUUUGCAAGUCUCCAUAUGUGUGCAAUCCUAUGAACAGUAAGAACAGAGGAGGACUACCUUCAAAACACCAGCCUAUGCCCAGGCACAAGAUAGAUCCUGCUACUGGAAAUACACUGACACUGUGCAAUGCCUGCGGAUUGGCGUUUGAACGCCCAAGAAGGCCACGCCCAUCCAAAGAAAAGCUUCAGGUGCCCCAGGAAACGAAGGAGAAAUACCUGGAUGAGGCAAAAACGUUUGCUUUGUCUUUAGUAGAAGGUCUUAAUGACCCAGAUGCUGAGAAGCUCUUCUGUCCAAGUUUCAAAAACAAGCCAUGUGGGUGCAUGCAGCGUUAUAUAAUGGGGACUGGAGACAACAUGGAGGAAUCCAGGAAGAGAGCAAGCAUUCUGCUCCAGGUGUUAAAAGACGCCAAGCGCCUCAGCCAGGAGAAGUGCUACGAUCCUGUGGAGAUAACUAUGACUAGUACUGGGAAACUGAAAAGAUCUUCAAAAGUAGGCUUGGGCAAUGGUCACAAGCGAUCAAAAAACUUUGAAGAAUUUGUGCUUUCCAACCGGAGGUUUCUGAAGGAGGAGCUCAAGUUCUGUGAGAGAGCCACCCAGAGGGUGUUGAUAUACUCCAAUAACUUCUUACACAAAAGACUGAAAACUGAUGAGACUGGUAAUCGACUUGAAAAGAAUAAUUUGAAGACCAACACUCAGUUGCCCCUCAUCAACAUAAGUGACUUGCCAAAGGAAAGGUGCUGCAUGUUUAGUUGUGUCUCAAUUGCCUUGACCCACCCCAAGUUACUGGAACAGUGGCGAGAACGGGCGCAGUCGGGACAGAUGGAGGCUCGCAGGGUGAUAGCUGAGAUGCUUACCCCUUCUGGUGGGUAUCGUACCAACUGCUAUAAGUUCAUCCAACUAGUAACUGGCUGUAGCAAUGGCACGAUGAACAAGGUCAAUGAACAGAUGAAACAGACUGGAGGGGACAGAGAUCCACCUGAACAUGGCCUGAAGAAGUACUGGAAGAAUCACCCCAAGAAGAAAAAACAAGUUGCAAAAAUCAAUGAAAGUGGUCCAGCCCAGCAGCCAGAGCGCCCUCUACAGGUGGUGAACCUGUUUGCCUCAGGAUCAGGAUCCAAUGAGAACCCAGCACAGUCCAUACUGCACCAGUUUGGAGGGGAGAACUCCCUGGUCACUGUGCUCUCACAGGAGGAUGAACAGGUCACUAAUGCUAUACAGUUGGAAAGUCAGAGACAGCAGCUCCUUCAGCUGAAGAAGCAGAUUCACCAGCAGCAGUUACAGCUCCAGCAGCAGCAAAAUGUGCUGAAUCAGCAGUUGUUACAGCAGCAGGUGAUACAGCAGCCUACAGAGGGUAACCCACAGAAUAUCAGUGCACAGACAAUCCUGCUCAACUUAGGCCAGGGCAGCUCAGAGCCAGUCACUACCAACUCGGCACAAACUCUCCUGACAGACCAGAGAGAAGGCAGGCAGAGCAGGGUCAGUGCCAGUGCUAGCUAUGCUGCACCAGUCUCACCUAACACAAUAUCACAGCAGGCUCAACAACUGCAAUCAUCUCAACUGAUGCAGGGGCAGACCCACAGCCAGAUAGGUGGUUCCAUUGCUAGUAACCAGACUGUGGUCACCCUGCCAGACUAUCUCUCUGCAGUGGGGGCCAAUGUCAGCAUCAGUUCCUUCCUGCAGGGGUCCAGUCUGCCAUCAGAGACAGAGUCUCAGUCCUCUCAGGAACCCCAGGAGCACCUGAUAGAAACUCAGAACAUCGGAGGUGUGAAUUACACCACUCUUUACAUACAACCCUCACAGUCUGGGAUAAUACAGCAGUUGUUAACACAGGGAGUGGAGGCCAGUACGUCAGGGGAGUCUGCCAACGAGGAGGAGGAGGGGGCUCUACUACAGCAGCAGUCCGGGGAGAAUAUCACUAUCCACCAUGAUGAGAACGGGGAAGAUACCGUGGAGCCACAGACUGUUCAGCUGUCUUCUGAUAUUGUACAGCUGCUUGCACAGCAAGGAAUACAUGUUGGGACUCUGCCUAAAACGUGAAGUAGUAGAAUUAGGACAAAAAUGUUCUGGUAGAAUAAAUAAAACUCUGUUACAGAAGCUGUCGAGGUGAUGAAAAGAUAAAACGUAUCCGCAAUGCUUACUUAAUUCUCAUUCUCUUAUUUUCUGUAAAUUAAGUGAUAGUCAGAAGGUGAAAUCAAAACUAACUAGUCAAGUUGUCUAGUUCAUUGCUCUGAAGUCGAUCAAAUCAACAAGGCUUUGCUCUUCAUCACUUGGGGGGGGGGGUAUUGUCCUCAGUUUGUCAUUUUUAACAACAGCAAGACAGAUUCUACUGCUGUCUAUCAGUCACUUCUUUUCGUCUGUUUGAAAGGUAGUAGCCAAAAUGACAAAAUGAAAGUCCUUUGUCUUUAAUUGU